This is a messenger RNA of Zychaea mexicana, 591 nucleotides long. RefSeq lists its product as uncharacterized. NCBI's taxonomy places the organism in Eukaryota, Fungi, Mucoromycota, Mucoromycetes, Mucorales, Lichtheimiaceae. Bases 1 to 591 code for a protein of 196 amino acids. The transcript has 7 exons. The record is from RefSeq and is a predicted model, not a curated record.
AUGGAACAGUUCUGGGCAAUAGCAAAAAGCAACCGACGCCCUUUCACAAUUGGCAAACAAGUUGCUGCGUGGGAUCCUUUUACAUAUCAUUGUUAUGUUGACACCCCUCCCACUUCUCCUCGUAUUGCAAAUACGGUGAUUAGUAAUGAUGAAGCAAUAAACUUAAAGCCAACAAAACACUGUGUACUUGAUUUCUUCAAUUGCAUCGCAUCGAAAGAUGCACCAGUGAACAGAAAAUUAUACACAUUUGUUGACAUUUACUCUGCCACACAAGUGACUGAUUGGUUGUCAAAGGAUGGUCGAUUUGGCUACUCCAAAAGAGAAAAGCAACGAACUUUGUGGAUUGUUAAGCAAGAGCAUUGGGUAAAUUUAUGCUCUUAUGCACGAAAAUCACGCACAAACGAACCUAUGGAAAAUAAGAUCAAGUCAAUACAAAAGAUGACAGAUUGCCUCCGUAUCAAAUGUCACUGUGCGAAAGUCUUCUUAUCCCCCAUAUGCUCCUCUGGAUUGAAAUUAUGCCAACGUGAUACAAAGCCGAAUCUCAAUCUCAUGGACAGUGUUCGCCAUAAGCAUGGCGAUAUGGCAAGGUAG